Messenger RNA from Pelobates fuscus (common spadefoot toad), 1766 nucleotides. RefSeq names its product RuvB like AAA ATPase 1 (gene RUVBL1). Gene Ontology annotation, cellular component: Ino80 complex; Swr1 complex; R2TP complex. Bases 187 to 1557 code for a protein of 456 amino acids. The transcript has 11 exons. Gene Ontology annotation, biological process: regulation of transcription by RNA polymerase II; box C/D snoRNP assembly; chromatin remodeling. The record is from RefSeq and is a predicted model, not a curated record. NCBI's taxonomy places the organism in Eukaryota, Metazoa, Chordata, Amphibia, Anura, Pelobatidae. Gene Ontology annotation, molecular function: ATP hydrolysis activity; DNA helicase activity; ATP binding.
UUGUUGGUGUGGGCGGGACUUCCUGCGGCCUUGGUAACCGCAUGGUAACGCGCCUGGAAGCCCCGAAUUCCCGCUCACGUUUACAAGACUCACCCAGGGCCUCGGGGAGCCGUCAGUUAGUCCGAGCCGAUAGCUCACAGCCAGCCCCGCUUUAGUCUCUCCUCUCGCAGAAGGAGAUCCGGCGCCAUGAAGAUCGAGGAGGUGAAGAGCACCACGAAGACCCAGCGCAUCGCUACCCACAGCCACGUGAAGGGCCUGGGACUGGAUGAGAGCGGGCUGGCGAAGCAGGCGGCCGCUGGGCUGGUGGGCCAGGAGAACGCCCGGGAGGCAUGUGGCGUAAUAGUGGAGCUAAUUAAAAGCAAGAAAAUGGCUGGGAGAGCUGUGCUUCUGGCAGGACCUCCUGGAACUGGCAAGACUGCACUGGCUCUUGCAAUUGCUCAGGAAUUAGGUAGCAAAGUCCCUUUCUGUCCCAUGGUUGGUAGCGAAGUCUAUUCCACUGAAAUCAAGAAAACAGAAGUUUUGAUGGAGAAUUUCCGCAGAGCCAUUGGUCUCCGAAUACGCGAAACUAAAGAGGUUUAUGAAGGUGAGGUGACGGAAUUAACACCUUGUGAAACAGAAAAUCCAAUGGGCGGAUACGGCAAGACCAUCAGUCAUGUUAUUAUUGGCUUAAAAACUGCAAAAGGAACCAAACAACUUAAGCUGGAUCCCAGCAUCUAUGAGAGCCUGCAAAAAGAACGUGUGGAAGUUGGUGAUGUUAUUUACAUUGAAGCAAACAGUGGAGCAGUGAAGAGGCAGGGACGAUGCGAUACCUAUGCUACAGAAUUCGACCUUGAAGCUGAGGAGUAUGUCCCUUUGCCGAAGGGAGAUGUUCACAAGAAGAAAGAAGUGAUUCAGGAUGUCACACUGCACGACCUGGAUGUUGCCAAUGCAAGGCCGCAGGGAGGACAAGACAUCCUUUCUAUGAUGGGACAACUGAUGAAGCCAAAGAAAACUGAAAUUACAGACAAACUGAGAGGGGAGAUCAAUAAAGUAGUGAACAAGUACAUUGACCAAGGGAUCGCAGAACUGGUACCCGGUGUGCUAUUCAUAGAUGAGGUGCACAUGCUGGACAUUGAAUGUUUUACCUAUUUGCACCGGGCACUGGAGUCCUCCCUCGCUCCUAUUGUCAUCUUUGCUACAAACCGUGGAAAUUGUCUCAUCAGAGGCACAGAAGAUGUACUGUCACCACACGGAAUUCCCCUGGAUCUUCUAGACCGAGUCAUGAUUAUACGGACCAUGCUCUACACUCCAUUAGAAAUGAAGCAGAUCAUAAAGAUCCGAGCACAGACUGAGGGGAUAAACAUUAGUGAAGAAGCCUUGAAUCAUCUUGGAGACGUGGGCACCAAGACAACGUUAAGAUACUCGGUGCAGCUGCUAACGCCAGCCAAUCUUCUCGCUAAAAUCAACGGCAAAGACGGCAUAGAAAAGGAGCACGUGGAAGAAAUCGGUGAGCUGUUUUACGACGCCAAAUCAUCUGCUAAAAUCCUUGCUGAGCAGCAAGAAAAGUACAUGAAAUGAAGAAUAAGGUGGGACCUCUUGACCAGAGCCAGAGGUGGCUUAUAAUCUCAGAGACUGGUUUGCCGAAUCGGUGGAAUAUACCGUGUUCAUAUCAUCAUUGUAGUGAGAUUUAUGGGGGCUGAAGACUUUGACUCAUGACUGAAGCAGUUCAUGUACCACCUGUUCGGAUUGCGAUAAAGUGGACUUUAAUAUUAUGUUUUUCUUAAAAU